GUGGCACGCAGGGUCCCCCGGCUGCCACGGCACCAUGGCCUCACGCAUCCUGCACCGCCUGCGGCACGCGCUGACUGGGGAAGGGGAGCAGGAGGGGCUGCCGGCCUGCGGCUUGGAAGCCGAAGAGUUUCCGGAGAGCUCCGAGCUGGAGGACGACACAGAGGGCCUCUCCACGCGCCUCAGCGGGACGCUGAGCUUCACCAGCAACUAUGAGGAGGAGGACGAAGCGGAGGAGGAAGCCGCCCCCGGUGGGAUUAGACCGGGCCCGGGAGACACCCAGGAUUCAGAGCUGCUGGGGGUGGCCCCGGAGGAUGGAGAGCACAGCCCCCCCUUGGCCGAGCGCCAGGGCAGCAACAUGCUCACCCGGCAGCUGCAAGAGCUCUGGCGGAAGUCGCGGGGCAGCCUCAUGCCCCAGCGCCUCCUCUUCGAGGUGACCAGCGCCAACGUGGUCAACGAGCGCAGCUCCAAGUACGUGCUCUACACCGUCUACCUGAUCCGGGCGGGGCAGUUUGACAAGGCCCCCGCCACCAUCACCCGGCGCUACUCGGACUUUGAGCAGCUGAACCGGCACCUGCGCCGCCGCUUCAGCGGCGACAUGGCCGGCGUCUCCUUCCCGCGGAAGCGGCUGCGGCGCAACUUUACCGCCGAGACGAUCGCCAAGCGCAGCCGGGCCUUCGAGCAGUUCCUCUCCCACCUGCACUCCCUGCCCGAGAUCCGCCACUCCGCCGAGUUCCAGCAGUUCUUCUUCUUGAGCGACCUGCGGGCAGCACAGCGCCUGACAUGCACGGGCCUGUACUGCGAGGCGCUGGCGGCGUGGACCAACGCCCACCGGCUGCAGGACAAGCUGGGCGCGUGCCGCACGGGCCACUUCUUGCUGACCCUGGCAGGGCUGGCCGUCUGCCACCAGGAGCUGGAGCAGCUGGCCGAGGCCCACGCUGCCAGCGAGCAGGCCCUGCAGCUCCUGGAGGCCCAGAACAGCCACCCGCUGCUGGCCCCCUUCCUGCAGGCCCACGUCCACCUGACCUGGAUGCUGGGUCAGGACAAGCGGCAGGCGGAAGCCCGCCUCCAAAGCCUGCAGGACGCCGGCCUGGCCGGGCCACAGCCCCCGACCCUGAAGGAGCUCCUCGUCAAGCAGCCGCUGCCCUGAGUCUGCGGGAGGACGUGCGGGAG
This is a messenger RNA of Gekko japonicus, 1170 nucleotides long. It is a transcript of the gene SNX21, whose product is annotated as sorting nexin family member 21. The coding region runs from base 35 to 1147 and encodes 370 amino acids. Lineage: Eukaryota; Metazoa; Chordata; Lepidosauria; Squamata; Gekkonidae. Gene Ontology annotation, cellular component: early endosome membrane. The record is from RefSeq and is a predicted model, not a curated record. Gene Ontology annotation, biological process: protein transport. Gene Ontology annotation, molecular function: protein binding; phosphatidylinositol phosphate binding. The transcript is spliced from 4 exons.